UCGUUCUUUGUCAACCGCUGAUAAAGACCAAGAAGAAGAAGAACAAACACAAGGGAAAAGUACGGGAACCUGGAGUUGAGCUGAGCAAUAGCAUCCGAGUAAAAAAAAUUUUGUUUUGAAUGAAGAUGGACUCUGAGGCUGUGGAGAUAGACGGCAGCGUGAUGGAAGGAGGCGGACAGAUCCUGAGAGUCUCGGCGGCGCUCAGUUGCAUCAUCGGGUCCUCCAUCAAAAUCACUAAAAUCCGAGCCGGCAGAAGCACGCCGGGUCUGAGACCACAGCACCUGACCGGCCUGCAGCUGGUCUCAGAUCUGUGUUCUGGCAGUCUUCAAGGAGCCAGCAUUGGCUCCACUGACAUCAGUCUGACUCCUGGUAAAACCCGGGCUGGGAACUACACGGCUGACACGCAGACUGCAGGGAGUGUGUGUCUCCUGCUGCAGGUUGCUCUGCCUUGUGCUCUUUAUGCCGAUGCUGCCUCACAGCUCUGUCUGAAGGGAGGAACCAACGCAGAGAUGGCUCCUCAGAUUGACUACACUAUCAAGGUAUUCAAACCCAUUGUGGAGAAGUUUGGAGUCCAUUUUGACUGUGACAUCAGAAUGAGGGGUUUCUACCCUAAAGGUGGAGGUGAGGUCAUGGUGACGGUGAAUCCAGUCAAAGAGCUGACGCCUGUCACAAUGACUGAGAGAGGAAACAUCACAAAGAUCUAUGGUAGAGCUUAUGUUGCUGGAGUUCUACCUUUCAAAUUGGCUAAAGACAUGUCAGCUGCUGCUGUUCGAACCAUCAGGAAGGAAAUCAAAGAACUUUACAUCAACAUCCAGCCACAGCAAGAGAAGGAAAAGGCCUGCGGGAAUGGAAAUGGAAUAUUAAUCAUUGCCGAGUCCUCUACAGGUUGCAUAUUUGCUGGUUCAGCACUGGGAAAGAAAGGUGUGUAUGCAGAUAAAGUGGGUAUUGAAGCUGCUGAGAUGUUGCUGAAAAACAUCAGACACAAUGGCUGCGUGGACGAAUUCCUGCAGGACCAGCUCAUUAUCUUCAUGGCGCUGGCAAAGGGAACGUCUCGGAUUCGAACCGGUGCUGUGACACUACACACACAGACAGCAAUUCACAUCGCAGAGCAGCUGACUCAGGCAAAGUUCACAAUAACAAAGUGCGAAGACGAGCUGAGCAGAAACAUCACCUACAUCAUCGAAUGUCAAGGAUCAGGAGCGGUGAACCCCAACCUGUAGCAGAACACGCUGUGCACACACUGACCCCACGCUCGGUAGCUGCUCCAAACGUGGCCGACCCUCUUAGUUUCUGUCUCUCAGGGUUUUUUCCAGAAAUACUGUAAUAAAUAAAUCUCCUCCUUGUGUUCACAUG
Molecule: messenger RNA, 1353 nt
Organism: Maylandia zebra (zebra mbuna)
Lineage: Eukaryota; Metazoa; Chordata; Actinopteri; Cichliformes; Cichlidae
Gene: rtca
Product: RNA 3'-terminal phosphate cyclase
Biological process (GO): RNA processing
Cellular component (GO): nucleus
Molecular function (GO): RNA-3'-phosphate cyclase activity
Source: RefSeq, a predicted model, not a curated record